AUGGCGGAUGCCACAAGUCCCACUGUUCUGUAUUCAGAGCAAGUCGACAUCUCCUCUCGCCUGGACAGAAUCUUUGCCGCAUUUUGGCAGAAGCUCCACCAGCGUCAGCAGGCUACUGAUCUGCAGGAAGCAUACUCACCAUGGAGACUGCUGGAAAAACUCCAGCACAAGACAUCAGUUUCAAUCCUGACUCUGGCCCGUUACCGACGGGAAAGAGAGCGGCCCCUCAAGAUGGAAAAUCUUUCCCUGGCCCACUACGCGGCCCUGAUGCUCGGAGACCACACCUUGGAUCUCCCAAAGGAACUGUGA
This is a messenger RNA of Pelobates cultripes (western spadefoot toad), 309 nucleotides long. NCBI's taxonomy places the organism in Eukaryota, Metazoa, Chordata, Amphibia, Anura, Pelobatidae. The record is from the annotation of a GenBank genome assembly.